Molecule: messenger RNA, 2816 nt
Organism: Siniperca chuatsi (mandarin fish)
Lineage: Eukaryota; Metazoa; Chordata; Actinopteri; Centrarchiformes; Sinipercidae
Gene: irx3a
Product: iroquois homeobox 3a
Exons: 2
Coding region: 289-1572 (427 amino acids)
Biological process (GO): cell development; neuron differentiation; regulation of transcription by RNA polymerase II
Cellular component (GO): nucleus
Molecular function (GO): DNA-binding transcription factor activity, RNA polymerase II-specific; RNA polymerase II cis-regulatory region sequence-specific DNA binding
Source: RefSeq, a predicted model, not a curated record
CGACUAGAAAUGUCAAUCUGAGCAAGGGAGUCCCAAUAAUCUAAAGCAAUCUGUAAGGACCUGACCUUAGUCCAUCCAGAUCAAUAGGGAAGUGAGGGUGGAAAGAAGAAGAAGAGGAAGAAAUAAGGGGCGCAACCGGAUCGUUUACACUGGCUGUUCCCGAGGAAAUAUAGACUUCCCUUGCUUGCACCUUUUGUUGCUCACAUGCUCACACUGUAAAAGUGGAUAUCGAGGCAAUUCCCUUGCUUUGUGUGAUUGCAGCAGACUUUUUUCCCUUUUCCUACCACCAUGUCUUUCCCUCAGCUGGGAUAUCAGUACAUCCGACCGAUAUACCCGCCGGAGCGCCAGGGGAUCGCCGGCAAUGCCCGGUCCGGGACAGAGCUCAGUCCGUCCGGCGCACUCUCCAACGUCCUCUCCACUAUGUAUGGAUCUCCUUUCGCCGCAGCAGCGCAGGGCUAUGGAGCGUUUCUCCCCUACUCAAACGAUAUUUCAAUUUUCAAUCAAUUGGGUGCUCAGUAUGAACUGAAAGACAGCCCCGGUGUCCAGCACCCAGGGUUUGCCCACCAUCACCCUGCGUUUUACCCAUAUGGCCAGUAUCAGUUCGGUGACCCGUCCAGACCCAAAAACGCCACCAGGGAGAGCACCAGCACCCUGAAGGCCUGGCUCAGUGAGCACCGCAAGAACCCCUACCCCACCAAGGGCGAGAAGAUCAUGCUGGCCAUCAUCACCAAAAUGACCCUCACCCAGGUGUCCACCUGGUUCGCCAACGCCAGGAGGAGGCUAAAGAAGGAGAACAAGAUGACCUGGGCCCCCCGGAACCGCACCGAUGAAGAGGGAAAUGUUUACAACAGCGAUCACGAGGGGGAGGAGGGGGACAAGAGGGAGGACGAGGAGGAGAUCGACUUGGAGAACAUCGACACGGAAAAUAUUGAGAACAAGGACGACUUGGACGACCAGGACGACCUGCAUUCAGAUAUUAAACUAGACGGGAGGAGUGACUCUGAGAUUUCUGACGGCUAUGAGGAUUUACAAGGGCCCGACCAGAGGUUUCUAAAGGCUGUGGGGAAAGAGGGCAAAGACGUGGAGCGAGGAGGAGAGCACUUUCACCACCACCACCACCACCACCACCAUCACUCUUCUUUGGACACCAAAGCGUCCCAGCCGAACGGAGAACAGCUCAAACUGAACCCGGUGUCCGUUAGCUCACCGCCCUCAGAAAACAACCCUGCCCCAGCCCAAAAGCCAAAGAUCUGGUCUUUGGCAGAGACAGCCACGGCCCCUGACAAUCCGCGCAAAUCGCCACAAAUGAACGGCAGCAACUCCGCAGGGCCGGCCGCCCAGACCAUAAUCGCCCCUCACAGACUAAUCUCUUCUUGUCCCGUUGGGAAAAUCCAGAACUGGACGAACCGAGCCUUCUCGGCGCAUCAGCUGGCUUUACUGAACUCAAAUCAUUAUCUGGGACUGGCAAACCAGGCAACUGCCACCGGCCUGGCCCUCUACAGCAGCAGGCAAACGGAGGACAAGAGUCAUAGUUCAGAGACUCCAGUCACAGGUACAUGUCCCCGACACUGAGACGCGCAUGUAUAAAUAACUACAAAAACAAAGACACUAGUCCAUUACCCGUCAUUAAUUUCUGUUAUUUUAGUCCUCCUUUUGCCUUCGUUGCCUGUUCAUGGAUUUUUUUUUCUGUCUAGGCCACACAGAUGAUCAGUGUUACAAUGUUAUAGCUUACAGAAUACAGUGUGUGUGAUGUGUGCGUGUGUGUGUGUGUGUAACUGCUUUGAAAAAUGCCCGAGAGGAUUAUGAACGCCACAUCAGACAGCAUUUAAGAAAAAAGUCAAAUGUUGAAUUGGGUGAAAACUGUUUUUGUGCCCCUUCCUUCCUUUAUAUGGUUUAGAUAUGUCCAUAUGAUUAUUUAGGCCCACGUGCUUGUAUUCAUUAGUUUACAUAAAUCCCUCAACCCAUCAAACCAACUAGUUUUCAACACUAAAUUCACGGAAACCCAGGAUGGGCUCUGAUAAUAGGCAGUUCAAUUAAUGCAUUUUUAAUUUUCAUUGCCACAAUUUCAGAGAGAUCUAGUGCCUUGGAUGCAGAGAAAACGUUGUUAAAAACAGCUUUCCACCCACUUCAGAGAUAAAGAGACUGUCAGUUAAUGACAUUUGGGAAUUUUCUUUUUGAUGCCAUAUCACAUUUUCUUUUUUAAACGCCAUAUUUACCCAAAUUAGCUUUUAUUCUAAGAUUUGUUUUAUCCCUGUGUGUGCGCUUGUGUUAUUUCGUCAAGGCCUAUGUUACACUUACUUGUUUGGUCAUGCAAAUGAGCUCAAUGCAAAUUCACUACAGGCUCGUUUUUGGAAGGCAAUUGUCACUUUUAUAUCACUUUGUGUUUUAGCUCUUCGUGAGGCUAUUAUUAGUGGGGGGGGUUAGAUCACUGCAUUAUUAUUAUUAUUUUUUUUUUACCCCUGUGUAUUUCAGGCCUCAGAACCAACUACAAGCAGCGGUGGUUCUUUCGGCUCUCCCCUUUCCAUAACCUCUCACCCAUCCUCUAUUUUCUUUUUCCUUUGAUUUGAAUAUGGAAUGUAAAAUAAGAAUAAUACAUCUCUGUAUACUUACAUUGUAAGCAUGUCCUGUGUAAAACUGCUAAUGUAAUAAUGUAUGAACCUGUAGUCUGUGAGUUUUUUCUUUUCUUUUUGUAAGUUCUGUGAGGAUUUGAUGUUCAAAUGUUUUGUAUAUAAAGUUAAGAAUAUGUACAUACUUGUGAACCAAAUUGUACAAGAAAGUCUAUAUUUUGGCUAAUAAAUGAACUGCUGCAACUUUAA